CCACGGCGGCAGGUGUGCGGAAGGUUUUCGGUUUUGGUUAUUCGGUUUUGGGUAUACGGUUUACCUGGUAGUUACCCCCCUGCAACGGACAGCCUUGGGGCCGCGAGCCUAGUGAUUCAGCCUCUGAAUGGCCCUCGUGGAGCGGAAGUUGUUACGUGCGAAGGUGUAAAAUGACCCGAUCGGAGUCGGAUUUGCACUUUUUGAGGAAGUGAAAAGCCACGAAUGUUGUUUGCCCCGAUUAAUCUGCGGUCAUUCGGCUGAGUGACAUGCCCGUUUUGCGUGUACGCCUCAAGUGCAACCGCAGCAAACGAUUUGAGAUAAAAGAGCGAGCGACUAACCGCGGCUAAUAAAACAGAGUGGCCAGAGGCACGAAAAUCAUAGACGGAUACAGAUAAAUUAACCGAAUCGACAACAAUAUGGCCUGCUUUCCCCGACUUUUCCAUCACCGCAGCAAAAACAAAUUCACCCCCGCCCAAGAUGAGAACACCGAUACGAUACUCAACACACAAGAUAGCCCCGUGCAAAUUGGUCUAUACAUUCGUCGCGAGGAGAAGCCACUGUACUCGCCCAUAGUCACUCCAAGUGCCAGUGAGGCCAAACUUCAACGGCUAAGGCAGCAGCCGCCCGGCUCCCCGCCCUCCCACCUUCAGUCGGUUGCCGAAAAUGGCAGCGCAAACAAUGGCGGCCAGGAGCGGCUGUUCCGCUCCAACAAGGACAAACUGCAGGAGUCGUCCUCUUUGGGCGGCAGUGCAAUUAAUGUCACACGCUCAAGUUCGAAAUUAAAACCAGUCAAAGAGCGACGGCCCACCGCCCUGCCCUCCGAGGUGCCCAGCAUAGAGGUCGAGGAUUCGCAGGACUCGCAGGAUGCGGAGGAGGAGCCGGGUUCUAAUGCACAUGCCAGCGAUGUCCUCGAUGGCGGCAAGUCAAAACUCAAAGUGAAUGUGAAUGGCAUAAUUGAUGAGGGCGUUGCCGAUGAUGUCGCCACACCCUCGAGCACCUUCACCUCCGCCAACACAACACCUGUGAGCGAGAGUCCUGUAAAGUUUUUCAUUGGUCACACGCAGGAACUAAGCGCCCAGCAAACAGAUGACACUUUGUCCUGGCAGAGCAGCGAUGCCAACAACAACAACAGCAGCAGCAGCAGCGCCGCCAUUAACGGCAAGCUGACAAAUGGGGUCCUGCCGCAGGAGCAACCGGAAAGGGAACGGGAAAAGGAACAGCUCCAGGCUCCGCCCCGCGCCAAGAGCUCCAGCAAUGUGUCACUCAAUUAUCUGGCCAAGAGCCAGACCCAUCCGGACAGCCAGCGCCGCCGCCGAGUGUCCACGAUGCCCGAUAUUAACAUACCGCCGGCCCCGCCGCUGCCCCCCGAACUCCUCGUCCCCGGAACGCCGCUCCACUUGCGCAAGAAGCGGAGCGUGGAGCGUCCGCAGGACCAGCCGAGUCAGCCAAAUCAGCAGGACCAGCAGGAUGCUUCGAAUAGUCAAGAUCAAAUAUCAAGGCCAGAGGAGAAGGCCGGCGAAUCCCCGACACCCAAAAUCCAUCGCGUGGAAGGUGGCCUCAUCUAUGUCCGUCCCAAUUUUCCCAUUCAAGGCGACAUUGAAAUCGAAUUUAUUGCAAAGGACGAAGCCACACGCAAUCUCAUACGAACGGCCAUUGAGCGCAAUGAUUUCCUCAAUAAUCUAAUGGACAAGGAGCGCAAGGAGAUGGUUAUCAAUGCAAUGGCCCCGGCCAGCUACCAGAAGCACAGUCUCAUCAUCCACGAGCACGAGGAGGGCUCCGAGAUAUAUGUGUCCGCCGAGGGGCAGUACGAGGUCUACCGUGGUGGAACUCUGGUGGCCACCUUUGGACCGGCCACUGUCUUCGGUGAACUGGCCAUCCUCUACAAUGCCCCGCGGCAGGCGAGCAUCCAGGCUGCCACCGAUGCACGGGUAUGGAAAAUCACACGCGAAACCUUCAGGGCCAUCAUGCAAAUCUCUGGCUCCAGAGAGCGCGAGGAGAACCUCCAGUUUCUGCGGUCGGCACCGUUUCUACAGGAGUUCGACCAGAGUUUGCUGCUCAAAGUCGUAGAUCUGCUGCAAAGGAAAUUCUACGAGACCGACCGGUGUAUUGUGCGCGAAGGCGAGGUGGGCAACGAGUUCUAUAUCAUCCGCUGCGGAACUGUGACCAUAAAGAAGCAGGACGACCAAGGGCAGGAGAUGAUUGUGGCCAAGCGGAAGCGGGGCGACUACUUCGGGGAGCAGGCCCUAUUGAAUGCGGACGUGCGACAGGCCAGUGUUUAUGCCGAUGCUCCGGGCACCGAGGUGCUCAUGCUGGACAGAGAAGCCUUCAUUAGCUACUUGGGAACCAUUAAACAGCUACGCGAGAAGCCCAGCAGCCAGCGAAAUGAUACGGGUGGUCGAUCCAGCAACAAGUCGCUGGAGUUCGACAACGAAUACUCCCAGGUGGCCAUCUCGGAACUGAAGAAGAUAGCCACGCUGGGCUGCGGAGCCUUUGGCCGCGUGGAUCUGGUGGCCCACGGCCAACAGGCUUUGGCCCUGAAGAUCAUCAAGAAAAUCGAGGUGGUCAAACAAGAUCAAAUAGAACACGUUUACAAUGAAAAGAACGUAAUGAUUAAGUGCCGCCAUUCGCCCUUCAUAGCACAACUCUAUCGCACGUACCGCAAUGACAAAUACGUUUACUUCCUAAUGGAGGCGUGCAUGGGCGGUGAUGUAUGGACGGUGAUGUCAAAGCGCCAGUAUUUCGAUGAGAAGACCGCCAAGUUUAUAGCGGGCUGUGUCGUCGAAGCCUUCGAUUACUUGCACUCGCACAAUUUCAUUUACAGAGACCUAAAGCCCGAGAACCUGAUGCUGGGCACGGAUGGCUACUGCAAAUUGGUUGAUUUUGGAUUUGCCAAGUUUGUGAGGCACAACGAGAAGACCAACACAUUUGCCGGCACCCCCGAGUAUGUGGCCCCCGAGAUUAUCCUGGAUCGCGGACACGAUCGUGCCGUAGACUACUGGGCACUGGGAAUUCUCGUGUACGAACUGCUCGUUGGCAAAACCCCCUUCAGGGGCGUUAAUCAGAUCAAGAUCUAUCAGCAAAUCCUCAGCGGCAUCGAUGUCAUUCACAUGCCUUCGCGAAUCCCCAAGUCAGCCCAGCAUUUGGUGCGGCAUCUGUGCAAGCAACUUCCGGCGGAACGACUGGGAUAUCAGCGCAAGGGAAUCGCCGACAUUAAGCGGCACAGUUGGUUCGAAAGUCUGGAUUGGCAGCGACUGAAGCUCAAGCAAUUGCCCUCCCCCAUCAAGAGACCGCUGAAGAGCUGGACCGAUUUGCAAUACUUUGGUCCUUCGGGCGUGGAAAACGAUUACGAACCACCGGAGGAAUUGAGCGGUUGGGACAAAGACUUUUAAAGCUGACAAGUAAAUUAUGUACAAUUUCGGAUAUUAGUUAGUAGCUAUAGAGUUUUUCUUCUUUAAUUUUGGGAGCGUCCCACGUAGCAGCCAUAACAACCUCGUAUUAAAUACUAGCUUCGA
Molecule: messenger RNA, 3512 nt
Organism: Drosophila takahashii
Lineage: Eukaryota; Metazoa; Arthropoda; Insecta; Diptera; Drosophilidae
Product: cGMP-dependent protein kinase 1
Biological process (GO): protein phosphorylation
Molecular function (GO): cGMP-dependent protein kinase activity; ATP binding
Source: RefSeq, a predicted model, not a curated record